This is a messenger RNA of Suillus fuscotomentosus, 570 nucleotides long. RefSeq lists its product as uncharacterized. The coding region runs from base 1 to 570 and encodes 189 amino acids. NCBI's taxonomy places the organism in Eukaryota, Fungi, Basidiomycota, Agaricomycetes, Boletales, Suillaceae. The transcript is spliced from 2 exons. The record is from RefSeq and is a predicted model, not a curated record.
AUGGCCAAGGACCUGAUUCCACUGGAGAUGUCGCUUCGUGAAGGACAGGCCAAUGAUGCCCUUCACAAUCUCCGAAUUCAUUUGUGCAACAAGGCCAUCUUGUUCCGAACUACUGUUAGGCAGGCAAAAUCACAAGCCUUGAAAACUCGAGCUUGGUCCCAGGUGACGUCGGUGCAGCAGGCAGUGUCCCUCCAUGCCAGUAUAUAUACAAAGACCAGGAAGCAAAUUAUCAAACUCGAGCCGGGGCAAGACCAGCUUCAGAAAUACAAACCCCUGCUUCACGAGCAACUCAAAAUCAGCACUGCGGUGGGCAAUCCAAAUGCCCGAGGUCAACGGAAUGAAUCCCUCGCUUGGUUUUGGUCUGUCGAAGUCGAUCUCGGUGGUCCAGAUCAAUCGUGGAAUGAGGAAUCCCAAUGGGGGGACCGGAUGCAGGAAUCAUUGGAGAAACGCCUUCCGGGUCAUGCAUGCUACUCCGGAAGGCAAUCUCAAAUGUAUUCAUUGCUGGGACAGGAUGCGCAGGCAGCAUUUCAAGACCUCCAGAACGUGUUAACAGAGGCUGGGGAUGAAUGA